AGAGGACAGACGCUCGGGCGCUCCGGUCUGAGUGUCAACUGAAAACUUACCCUGUUUCAGUUAACCUUCAGACAGCAGCACAUUGACACUGGGGUUAGCAAGAGCUGGGAAGACGUCGCCCCAAUAAUCUUCAUCCUCCAGGGUCCACCACCGCAAAUCAGAAUGGAAACUCGAGGUGCCAAGGCUCACACCUGUGGGACAAUCUGUCUGAAAUAUCUACUGUUUCUAUUCAAUAUUCUUUUCUGGCUGGCAGGAGGAGCAGUGCUGGCAGUGGGAGUGUGGACGCUGGUGGAAAAGAGCGACUACAUCAGUUUACUCAACUCCGGCUUUUAUUCGGCCUCAGCUUACAUCCUGAUAGCUGCCGGGGUCAUCGUCAUAGUGACCGGGAUAAUCGGAUGCUGUGCCACUCUGAAGGAGAUGAAGAGUCUUUUGGCUGUGUAUCUGGUCUUGUUGCUGUGUAUCUUCCUACUGGAAGUCAUUGCUGGAGUGCUGGCCUACAUAAACUACCAGGAGCUGGACGACGAGCUCAGACAGAACCUGAAGGUGACCAUGCAGCAGAAAUACCAGCAGCCGGGGGAGGAGAGCGUCACACAGGCGGUGGACAGGCUUCAGCAGGAGUUUAAGUGCUGUGGCAGUAACAACUUCUCAGACUGGAGGGACAGCGCGUGGAUCCGGGCUCCAGAUAACAGGCAGCUGGUUCCUGAUAGCUGCUGUAAAACUCCCAGUGACCUCUGUGGCCAAAGGGACCAUCCCUCCAACAUCUACAAAGUGGAGGGAGGCUGCAUCAUGAAACUAGAGGAAUUCAUCCUGAGUCAGUUGUAUAUUCUCGGGGCAGUGGGCAUGGGCAUUGCAUUUCUUCAGCUUGUUGGGAUGAUGUUCACCUGCUGCCUUUACAGAAAUUUGAAAGAGGAUCCAUACUGAGUUGUGUAAUAUCACAACAUGUUUAACAUGACAUUUUUAGGCCUCACAUUUUUUUACACAGCUCUGGAUGCUCAAGAGAUUCAAUAUUCACUUUAAUGUCAUUCAGACCAAACACAAGCCAAGUGCACAGUAGAACUAAACUACAUUGCAUCCAGCUCAUGAAUGUAAUUCAGAAUGCCAGCUUUUCCUUAGUGGGUAUAAACGCUAUAUCUAAAGUGACAAUAAUGAUAAUAAUAAUAAUAUAAAUCACUUCAAAUUAUGAAAUGAUGAUUGUCAGAGUGUAAGAAGUGGAGACACUGUAGUGCUGCUGAAGGCUCUGUUCCAAUUCUGUUUAAACUCAAAUGCAUGUUUUCGGCCCUUUUAGAUGUAUUUUGACACAACUUAUAUUCGGAUUUAUUUUUAGCUGAAGUUUUAUUCUAUUUUUAAUUUAUUUAUUUUUAAAUGAUUAAUCUUGCAAACAAUGUUGGUGCUUUAUUGUUUUUCUUUUUUGUUUGAUUAUUUUUUUAAUGUAUGUCAGUGAUCAAACCAAAGUGAUCAUUUGAUGAAUUCACAAAAUAAUUGUUUGCUCUUUGGAGUGCAAAUAAAAAAUGGUAACCACUCA
This is a messenger RNA of Pleuronectes platessa (European plaice), 1522 nucleotides long. It is a transcript of the gene cd151, whose product is annotated as CD151 molecule. NCBI's taxonomy places the organism in Eukaryota, Metazoa, Chordata, Actinopteri, Pleuronectiformes, Pleuronectidae. Gene Ontology annotation, cellular component: membrane. The record is from RefSeq and is a predicted model, not a curated record. The transcript is spliced from 8 exons. The coding region runs from base 163 to 921 and encodes 252 amino acids.